GGACAGUAUUGUCAUUUACUACUGAUGCAGAUGAAAACCCUACUUAUAUAAUUUUGCUCCAAUCUUAUCGUUCAUUUUUUGGUCGACGGCGGUGGUGCAGCUAAACUACAGCCAUGGCAUCAGAGAAGAAGCUGUCGAAUCCAAUGAGAGAGAUCAAGGUCCAGAAGCUUGUUCUCAACAUCUCCGUUGGUGAAAGUGGAGAUCGUCUCACAAGAGCUGCUAAGGUGUUGGAGCAACUCAGUGGCCAAACCCCUGUUUUCUCUAAGGCUAGGUACACUGUGCGGUCUUUUGGAAUCAGACGUAAUGAGAAGAUUGCUUGCUAUGUUACUGUUAGAGGUGAGAAAGCAACUCAGCUCUUAGAGAGUGGUCUGAAGGUGAAGGAGUAUGAAUUGCUAAGGAGGAACUUCAGUGACACUGGCUGCUUUGGUUUUGGAAUUCAAGAACAUAUUGAUCUUGGAAUCAAGUAUGAUCCUUCAACUGGUAUCUAUGGUAUGGAUUUCUAUGUGGUGUUGGAACGCCCGGGGUAUCGUGUAGGGCGAAGGAGAAGAUGCAAAACUCGCGUGGGGAUUCAACACAGGGUCACAAAGGAGGAUUCAAUGAAGUGGUUUCAGGUCAAGUAUGAAGGUGUUAUUCUGAACAAGGCUCACUUAGUUAGUUAGAUUGUGUGAGAUUUUGUGUUUCUGCAGAAUUUUAAUAUUGUUUCUUCUGGUUUUCUGGAUUUAAACAUUGUUUCUAGACCAGGUUUUGUCUUAUUUUUACUUUUCAGAAUAAUUCUAAUUAUUCUAAGAUUGUUUUAACUAUUUUUAAAGAGAAUUUUGUUUUCAA
Impatiens glandulifera is the source of this 825-nucleotide messenger RNA. RefSeq names its product 60S ribosomal protein L11-like. Bases 114 to 659 code for a protein of 181 amino acids. NCBI's taxonomy places the organism in Eukaryota, Viridiplantae, Streptophyta, Magnoliopsida, Ericales, Balsaminaceae. Gene Ontology annotation, cellular component: ribosome; cytosolic large ribosomal subunit. Gene Ontology annotation, molecular function: structural constituent of ribosome; RNA binding. Gene Ontology annotation, biological process: translation. The transcript is spliced from 5 exons. The record is from RefSeq and is a predicted model, not a curated record.